This is a messenger RNA of Stomoxys calcitrans (stable fly), 3158 nucleotides long. Its product is annotated as probable serine/threonine-protein kinase DDB_G0282963. Lineage: Eukaryota; Metazoa; Arthropoda; Insecta; Diptera; Muscidae. The transcript has 3 exons. The record is from RefSeq and is a predicted model, not a curated record. The coding region runs from base 926 to 2851 and encodes 641 amino acids. Gene Ontology annotation, molecular function: DNA binding. Gene Ontology annotation, cellular component: nucleus; transcription regulator complex. Gene Ontology annotation, biological process: regulation of transcription by RNA polymerase II.
UAGUUAAUUCUGAGAUCUCGUAUGGAGUAGAAGUGUUUUUUGUGUCUCGCCGCCUCUCUGCCUCUUCUGUUGGCCCAUUCGUCUUUUGCUGUAUGUGUUUGUUUGUGUCUAAAAGCCCCCAAUUGAGUGAGUAGAAAAAAAAGCAGAAAGACAACACGACGAAGAAUAAAAGGAGAAUUAUAUCAAGUAAGAAAACAAAUGUUUGAAUGAUGAUCAUCAUUUGCUGCUGUUCUGUUGGAAUUUGUUUUUCGCCUUUCUCAAAAUAAAGUUCGUUUGGCGUUCGGGUGCCUUCCGUAGAUAGUCUGUCUGUAUGUAUGUAUGAGCAUGUGUGCUGUGUUUGUAAUAAACAGUUGCAGAGCUUUAUUGACAGCAGCAGAAUAUUUCCCACUAACAUUAUUAGCGGCAACAAGACGACCGCAGCAAUAACAACAAUACACUCAAGUUUUCCGCAAAUACAAUAGCGUCGCCCUAUAGUGUAAAAAAAUCGUAUCCAAACGAAUCUUGAAUCUCUUGUGCUGAAUGUGUGAGGAUGGAUGGCUUCGUUUUAAGAUCUUUCUGUUGUUCUUCUAUUUAAUAAGUGUCUGUCGUGGAUUAACGAGGCAAAUGUUGAUGACGAAGACAACAACAGUGACAAGGGUGAUGAAAUAGGUAAUGAUGAUGAUGAUGACGGUGAAGUGUAAUAAACAAACACCCAUGAGUAAAGAAAUAUAGUUUUAAUUCAGAAACAAAACGAAAAACGUGUUACAACAAAGCAGCAAGACAAUAAAAAAAGAAAACACGUGUGAUAAAGAACUUUGAGGAAGAGCUAUGAGUUGAAAUAGUGAAAUUUGAAAAAAAGAGAAAAUAAAAACUAAUUGGAAGUAGAAAGGCAAAGCAAACUACGAAAGAACAAACAAAUACAAACUCUGUGAUAAAGCAACAAGAAAUGCCGCCGAAAAAAGACCCAAACGCCCACAAUAACAACAACAACAGUAGCAGCACAACAACCACCACAAACGUCGUCGAGUCAUCAGUCAACUCCAACAACUCUGCCAGCAGUGCAGCCCCUAAUAGCAAUACUAACGCUAAUUCAGAUUCAGUUGCAUCGUCUAACAACAUUGUAUCUGCUACUACAAACAACAACGGCACCACUAUUGUAUCCGUAAUCAUGCCUGACGCCGGCCCCGAACAACGCACCAUUGCAUUUCAGUCGAAUGCAAAAUUAUGCCGUUUGGUACGAAAAUGUCCCUGGAUGUAUGAUCGCACACAUCAUAAUUAUGCCAAAAAACAUAUCUUGGAUAAAUCAUGGUGCAAGAUUGCACGAGAAUGCAAUGAUUCGGUUGCUUCCUGUAAGGAACGUUGGCGCAACAUACGUGCAGCGUUUGCCCGUUCCAUUAACAUCUAUAAAACGCACAGUGGCCCGAAUCGAGUGAAACCCUACUAUCUGCACAAGGAGCUGUCAUUCUUGGUGAAGCCCAUGAUGGAGGGACGUGAUAAGAACGAUGAUACACAUGAGGCCUCAGAAAUCAGUGCUAAAGAUGAGUACACCGAAGGUGAAGAAGAGGAAGAUGACGGUGAACAAGACGAAGAGGACGAUGAGCAACAGGCUAUGAUUGGUGACGACGACGAUGAUUUGCCCGAUGAUACUGCCGAUAUAAAGUCAGCGUUUGAAGCUUUGAAUCCCGACAUAAGCAUACAUCAUCACAAAAUGAUAAAGAAGAAUGGUAGCCAAAACAAUAGUCACGAUUACGAUGCAAUGAGUUCGAGUAUAUUUGAGCCCCAUACGGAAUUUUCCACGAGUGAUGUUGAGCAUGAUUUUCAUGACACUCGCUUUGAUGAUACCAUGUCGCAGACCACCGAUAUGGAUCGUCGAGCUUCGAAUAAUGCCCUGAAUGGCAUCGGCAACAAUAUUGUGGGCACAAAACGACCCAUGCAUUUGGAUACUGAGACCAUAGAUGCGAAACGGUUUAAGUUGAGUCAGAUUCCCGCUAAUGCUAGCGAGCCGGAUAUACGUUUCUUAGAGGCCCUAUUGCCGGACAUGGCCUUGAUGAAUACACGUCAGAAAAUAGUUUUCAAAAGAAAAAUCUAUCAAACCUUGGAGGAGGUUUUCGAGAACUCGAAUGAUUUUCCCAACCCGGAGCCCCAAACUCAUCAUCCGAACAAUCACAAUCAGCGCAUCUCUACACCAUUGGUACAUUCCAAUAGCAACAGCAGCAACAACCAUAGUCUAAAUAACACCACCACCACCACCACCAUGCCGGGCGGAGCCCAGGUGAAGCAGACGGUGCUGACGGUGAAUUCCUCAACAGCUCGUAAUUUGAUCAACAACAUUGCCAACUUGAAUGAGACGGAAUUGCAAAAAGUCAAUGGCUUCUUGCAGUCUACGUUGAGAGGUCUCAAUACCACCAGUGUCAGCAACAGCAGCGCCCUGGGCAAUAUAACUGCCAAUGCAACGCGCCUUACCAAUGGAGGAGCUACGGCAACUGUUAUACCUGUAAGUAGUGCAGCAGCCCGUUUGCUGCAGUCUACACCGAAAAUUACCAUAACCAAGGUGACAUGCCCACCGCCAGCUUCUUUGCGUAAUUUGGCCCUAAAUAAGCCACCUUCACCCAGUACCGGAACAGUUUCCACCACCAUACACCAUCCACCAGGACCGGUGAUUACUUCAAAUGUCCAUUCAACAACUUCCUCGACAAUGGGCAAUCAACAGACCACUACCAUGAAUAGUAACACCAGCAAUAGCGCCAUCGCUAACAGCAGCAGCAGCAACAACAACAACAACAACACAAGCAACAGUAAUAACACUUCACCAUGGAACCAACUGCUGCCCAUAGCCAUCAAGGAUGAAAUAGAAGAUGUGGACAUUGAUUGACCUAAACUGGAACAACAGGCCAUCAGCUUUGAGGGGAUAAAAUUUGGGCAAACGCUUCUGAAGAGAGUUGCAUGAUGAAGUAAGGAAGAAAGCUCGCUGAUUGGUCGACCGAUAUUGGAAGGAUUUUUCAUUAUAAGUUUUGUAUUUAAAAUUAAACUAUUUGUAGAUUGUUGGAAAUGUCCAUGUUAAUUAGUUACUUCAGAAGCAGGAAGUUAAAACCGUCGUUCCCUCAUUCAAAGGAAUACUUAAUUUUGUAUGCAAAAAUUCCCGCUCCAUGCACUAGUAAAUCCUGUAACUUUUUUAACUC